Pangasianodon hypophthalmus (striped catfish) is the source of this 3661-nucleotide messenger RNA. It is a transcript of the gene dgat2, whose product is annotated as diacylglycerol O-acyltransferase 2. Gene Ontology annotation, cellular component: endoplasmic reticulum membrane. The record is from RefSeq and is a predicted model, not a curated record. The transcript is spliced from 9 exons. Gene Ontology annotation, molecular function: diacylglycerol O-acyltransferase activity. Lineage: Eukaryota; Metazoa; Chordata; Actinopteri; Siluriformes; Pangasiidae. The coding region runs from base 358 to 1443 and encodes 361 amino acids. Gene Ontology annotation, biological process: triglyceride biosynthetic process.
GUGUGUGUGUGUGUGUGUGUGUGUCUGUGGUUGUGUGUGUGUGUGUGUGUUACUGAAUAUAUUAACUUUUUCAUUUAUAUUCAUUGAAAGUUUAUGUUUAUUAUUUAUUCUUUGACCUUUUUUUCUCGGACGUUGUUUUGUGUUUCUUGACGCCUUCUUUCUAAAAAAAAUCUUUUUCACGUCUCAGUUUCUCGUCUUGUAGAAAAUCAGUUUUAUCAGUUGUAAAGCUGUAAAAUAAAUAAAUCCUUCUCGGGGAGUGUGAGGACGGAGUGACAUGCUGCUGAGGAGCUGAACGGCUUCCAUCAGCCGGCUCAGUCAUUUUAUUUACCGUCCUAGCGUUCGUACAUCACCUUCAGGAUGAAGACUUUACUCGCAGCAUACUCGGGGGUUAAAAAGGGUUCAGGUUCUCGGUUCCUCUCGGCUCUACAGGGUUUGCCCUCAGCUCCAUGGCUCUCCAGGUCCAAACUGGUGAAGCAGCUGCAGGCCAUCUCCGUCCUACAGUUCAUCCUCACCUUCCUCGCUAUGGGCAUUGCUGCCACGGUGCUGCUGCUCUACCUGUUGUGCACAGACUGCUGGGUAAUCUCCGCUGUUUACAUUGCCUGGCUCAUCUUCGACUGGAACACACCUAAACAAGGUGGUCGCAGAUCGGCGUGGGUGAGGAACUGGACUGUCUGGACGUAUUUCAGAGAUUAUUUUCCAGUCAGACUCAUCAAGACCCAUAACUUACCUCCCAACCGUAACUACAUCUUCGGUUACCAUCCUCACGGCAUCUUCUGCUUCGGAGCGUUCUGUAAUUUCUCCACAGAGGCGACCGGAUUCUCCAAGAAAUUCCCGGGGAUCAAGCCGUCCCUCGCCACGCUGGCCGGAAACUUCCGCUUGCCCCUGCUGAGGGAUUAUUUAAUGUCUGGAGGUAUUUGUCCGGUGAAUCGGAACUCCAUCGAUUAUCUCCUGUCUUGUAACGGGACGGGGAACGCCGUGGUCAUCGUGGUGGGCGGAGCUGCCGAGUCUCUCGACUGCGCCCCGGGAAUGAACUCCGUCACCCUGAGAAACCGGAAAGGCUUCGUCAAACUCGCACUGCAGAAAGGAGCGGACCUGGUGCCCGUGUACUCGUUCGGGGAGAAUGAGGCGUAUAAGCAGGUGAUAUUUGACGAGGGUUCGAGGUGGCGUUGGGUUCAGAGGAAGCUGCAGAAGCUGCUCGGUUUCGCUCCCUGCAUCUUCCACGGCUGUGGAUUUUUCUCCACCGAGUCGUGGGGCUUCGUCCCGUACGGAAAACCCAUCAACACCGUCGUUGGAGAACCAAUCACGGUGCCCAAGCUCGAGGAUCCGACUCCGGACGUGGUGGAAAUGUACCACACCAUGUACGUCAACUCUCUCACCACGCUGUUCAAUAAGUACAAGACACGCUUCGGCCUGAAAGAGUCCGACGUCCUUCUCAUCCACUGAAGAAGAAGAAGAAGAAGAAGAAGGUACUACUGCCUUUUAAAAACAGCAACAAAACCCCCAGUGUUUAUAUUUUUCCAUCACACAGACACACACCACAGCACCGAAACCUGAAGCCGUAUAAACGACGAUCACGGCUGUGUUCCAAUUCUGUCUACUUCCCUUCUGCUUCGCCACUUCCUCUUGGCUGAGUUCCCAAUCGCUCAAAACAGUUUUUCAAGAAAAGAAAACUUUUUUUGGGGGAAGAUAAGAAUAAUAAACUACAGACUCCUCUCCUGUCCUGCCCUUCCAAUAUCCCAUGGCCUUGACUUGCAUAUUGAAACCUGAUUGGCUCUUAUAUUUGAUGAUGUAAUUACUCUCUCUCCUUCAGAUUUUCCAGCCAAGACGUUUGUUGAGAGAACAGUGAACAUUUUCACAGUUUCAGCAUCUGCACACUCAAAUUUAGGGCCGUUCUUGUGUCUUAAUCAGCUCAAGUGGUUAUAUAAGUGUUAUAUAAGCGUUAUAUGAGCGUUAGAUGAGCGUUAGAUGAGUGUUAUAUAAGCGUUAUGAGUGUUAUAUGAGCAUUAGAUGAGUGAUAGAUGAGCGAUAGAUGAGCAGUAAAUGAGCAUUAGAUGAGCGUUAGAUGAGCGUUAUGAGUGAUAGAUAAGCAUUAGAUGAGUGAUAGAUGAGUGAUAGAUGAGCGAUAGAUGAGCAGUAAAUGAGUGUUAUAUCAGCGUUAUAUGACUGUUAUAUGAGCGUUAGAUGAGCGUUAUGAGUGAUAGAUGAGCAUUAGAUGAGUGUUUUAUAAGCGUUAUAUAAGCGUAACAUGAGCGUUAGAUGAGUGAUAGAUGAGUGAUAGAUGAGUGAUAGAUGAGCAUUAGAUAAGUGUUUUAUAAGCAUUAUAUAAGCGUAACAUGAGCGUUAGAUGAGUGAUAGAUGAGCAGUAAAUGAGCAUUAGAUGAGCGUUAGAUGAGCGUUAUGAGUGAGCCGUUUUUGUGUCUUAAUCAGCUCAUGAGGUUAUAUGAGCAUUAUAUGAUAAGUCUUGUGAUAGAUGUGAUAGAUGAGUGUUAUAUGAGUGAUAGAUGAGUGUUAUGAGCGUUAGAUGAGUGAUAGAUGAGUGUUAUGAGUGUUAGAUGAGUGAUAGAUGAGUGUUAUGAGCGUUAGAUGAGUGAUAGAUGAGUGUUAUGAGUGUUAUAUGAGUGUUAGAUGAGUGUUAUAUGAGCGUUAUAUGAGCGUUAUAUGAGUGUUAUAUGAGCGUUAGAGGAGCGUUAUAUGAGUGUUAUAUGAGCGUUAGAUGAGUGUUAGAUGAGUGUUAUAUGAGCAUUAUAUGAGUGUUAUAUGAGCGUUAGAGGAGCGUUAUAUGAGCGUUAGAUGAGUGAUUGAGUCACUGUAGACCUGAGAGUGCCUAUGUAGUGCACUCAUGUCAGAAGUAGUGAACUGAAUCCAAAAUGGCUUCCGUCUGGUCGUAUAGUUCACUACGCAGUGUGCAUUAGUGCGUGUAUUCAUGCUGCCUGGCCGAGUGCCCUUUGAUUAGGGGUAGUGUACGAGGGAGAGUUGAAAGCGUUAUUGUAACACAGCGAUAAUCAUAAAUGAAGAUCAGGUGUAAAAUGUUUUGGGGUGAAUCUUUUCUCUCUCUGAUUGUAAAACCAGGUUUAUUUGAUCCCUUAAGUUAUUUUUGUUAUUAUUAUUAUUGUUGUUAUUAUUUUUUUAUGGUUUUUAUGUUUUUCUUUUUUUUUGCACAAGCAAUGCAAUGUAAGAGACAGACACAGCUGUAGCCAGAGCGACAGACUGGACUGUGUCUGAGCAGGAAAAAGGACGUGAUUGUGUUUAUAAUCAGUGCACAAAUAAAAACAUGAAAUAAAAAGAAAGCUGAAAUUUUCUCGUGAAGCGGAAACGGUAAUGUGAGGAAUAUCAUCAGCUGCAGAAGUCUGAUCAUAUCUGCGUAACGUCUGAUUCAACAUGUUCACGUGUAAUUGUCGAAUAAAGUGUUUAUUGGAUUAUAAGGUGCCGCUGAAGUGUUAAUAAAUAUGCAUCAUGUGUAAAGAAGCAGAGUAAAGAAGCAUGACUUUUGCUGCAGAUCUGAUUUGUUGUAAUGAAACAUUCACUGACUUUACCAAUGAUUAGAUUUUAUGUUUAAAAUGUUAUAAAUAUGUAAAGUUGAACUGGAUCAUGCACACUGAGCUGAUUCUUAAAAAUCUAACUUUUAUAUGUUUUUGGAAUAAAAAUAAAAUGUACAAAACUG